Molecule: messenger RNA, 2069 nt
Organism: Verruconis gallopava
Lineage: Eukaryota; Fungi; Ascomycota; Dothideomycetes; Venturiales; Sympoventuriaceae
Exons: 1
Coding region: 129-1859 (576 amino acids)
Molecular function (GO): protein binding
Source: RefSeq, a predicted model, not a curated record
CGCAUCGACUGUCGCUGGCGGUGUAUCCAGAGCUUUGAACGUCGGCGACACUGUUCAGUCCGUUGACUAAUCUUCACCCUUGUUCGAUCUUCAUAACCGGCCGCGGGAUGAGACAGAAUACGUAGAAGAUGACGAAACGAGCUCGCGACGGCGAAAAGGACUUUGAACGAAGCCCAGAGGCUGGUCGCUGCACCAAGCGAGCGCGAGCGACAGCAGCGGCCUGCAGCAGAAGAGACAGGCUAUCGAUGCUGAGCGACGAGGUGCUCCUGCGAAUUCUGUCGUUCCUCUCCAUCAUCGACCUGAACAAGUGCCAGCGCCUGUCGCGAAAAUUCAAGAGCAUAGCAGCCGACUCUCAGCUUUGGAAGGCGUUAUAUUACAACAGAUUCGUACGGCCCAGGGUGCUGCGGUUACCCGGCAUGAGAGGCUCUGCCAUGAUCGCCAACCCGCACGGUCCGGCUCCCUCGUCUGAGCCAGAUGAGUUCGGGCGGUCUUCGUCCAAGCCUUCGAGAUGGCUAGACGAUCACAGUCUCGUCAAACAGGGGAGCGAGACAGACUGGAAGCGGCAGUACAAGCUACGGCACAACUGGACGCAUGGUGUGUGUGCAGUUGACGAAAUUUUGGUCGCUGAGCAGCUUCCCCCUCCUCCACUUAUAGCGCGGAUGCAUAACAGCAUUGUGUAUACGGUUGACGCCGUUGGCGGUCUGCGUGCCUGGAGCUCCGCGAAGAAUCAGCGAGGCAUGUUGGCAAAGACAGAUCUCCCUCCGACAGGAUCACCACCUACCGCGUUGGCAGUUGAUACUACCAGUCCCGAUGGCUCUCUCUUGGACAACGUCGAUGAUCUUCACCAGAUCGCUGUUGGAUUUGAGGACGGAAGCUUCGCCAUCUUCAUCUUCGACCGGCGCAACUGCAGCCUCACGUGCAAGUACAAGCAUUCUGCGUCGUCGAAUGGCAUGCUCUCCACGGUGGCUCUCUGCUCUCCUUACCUUGUUACCCUGACGGCCGCGCAGCUGCUUUCGCUGUACAAAUUCGAGGGUGCCAACGGCGAACCGCGGCUCUUGCAUUCAUUGCGGUCUCACACAACGUGGUCACCCCUCUCGCUAAGCAUUCGCCCCUCAUCGCAAAACAUUAUUGCAACGAUUGCCUAUGCGAUCCCGACGUUUGUGUCAGGCUGGACUGUGGGCGUGCAGGAAAUGUGGCUGUCCCUCGAAGGAAUUCUUUUAGACUCUCGGCUCGCCACCUCAAUCAGUCCGUCUGCUAGAUCGUCUGCAUCUCUUCCCGCUUCGCUUUCCCCUUCGCGAACUGGGUCACCAUGUCCUUCGCCGUCCUUUAGUGCGGCUACGCCGGGCUAUUCAAAGCCUACAUCACUGUCUUACUCGCAUCCCUAUCUCCUGCUCUCGCACCCGGACAACACAUUGACGUUGUACCUGGUCACCUCUACCGAUCGUUCUCUGUCUAUAAGUGCGGGCCACAGAUUGUGGGGGCAUACCUCUUCGGUCUCCGGCGCAUAUGUGGGAGGCCGUGGCAAGGCAGUAUCGGUCACUACAAGAGGUGAUGAGUUACGAAUAUGGGAACUUGAAGGCACCACUGGAAGACGGCGACCCACAAACUCUGAACUUAGCGUGCGGGUGCAAGCACCAUCAUUUUCCUUGUCCUCUUCAAUGCGCACAAACGUUGAAGGUUCAAUCAACGUAAACCCCAGAUGUGACACCGGACCGCAAUCGGUCUCACAGGGGACUGAUGAAAUGGGUGAGAUGAACGUCGCAAGGGGUUGGAUUGGCUUUGAUGAGGAGAAUGUGGUUCUCCUGAAGGAGAGAGGCGUAGAAAGAGUCCAGGCCCUUGCGGUUUACGAUUUUACCUAGAACUGCGUCCAGGGUAUAGAAUCAAACCGGCUCGAAUCUAUGACAUAUUUACAUGUACUGCUCUUAACGUACUUUGAAUGCAAAUUUUACGACACGAAUGGCUGAAUUUCUAUUUGAAAUAUUAUGCUGUACAGAGCGAGUUGAAUUUACACGCAUCGUCCUAAAUCAUCAACCUGAUAUCAGCGGUCAGAAUUGAAUCGAUAUUUUAAA